Messenger RNA from Quercus lobata, 1354 nucleotides. RefSeq lists its product as uncharacterized. NCBI's taxonomy places the organism in Eukaryota, Viridiplantae, Streptophyta, Magnoliopsida, Fagales, Fagaceae. The transcript has a single exon. Bases 235 to 1311 code for a protein of 358 amino acids. The record is from RefSeq and is a predicted model, not a curated record.
AUAAAACAAACAUAAACUAAAACAAAAAUCAAAGCCAUUGAAAUCUCACUCCAAAGACUUCUUCGCAGCUUCGCUCCUAGCAACAAUAUACCUCUUCUUCUGUUUCUCCUCCUCCUCCUCCUCCUCCUCCUUCAAACUCGCACGUAAUCCUAACCAACAAAAUUAUAAAACCCACAUUCCCAAUAUUCUCUCAUCACUUCAAAGUUUGAAACUUUAACUUCUUAUUAAUCACCCAUGGCCAAAGCCACCACACAAACACAAACACAAAAACCAAACCCUACAAACUCCAUGAACAAGCCCCCAAAGCCAAAGCUAGUCUGCUUUUCAUUUGCAGCUUAUGCCAAGACUCUCAUCUACCAUCUCAAGUCUUCGAACAUCCCCAUCGUUAAUGGCCUCUCCAACUCAGAAUUCACCUCCAUCGAAACCACUUUCGGCUUCUCUUUCCCUCCGGACCUCCGUUCAAUACUCUGUGAAGGUGUCCCAGUUGGUCCUGGUUUUCCAAAUUGGCGAUCCUAUUCUCCCCAACAGCUUCAUAUCCUUCUCAACUUGCCUACCUUGGGUCUCCUCAAACAAGUCUCUCAAAGAAAGUUUUGGUCACACUCUUGGGGGACUCGGCCUGAUGACACGAACGAAGCCUUAGCUUUAGCCAAGCAGAGUUUAAACAAAGCCCCAGUUCUUGUACCUAUAUACCGCAAUUUUUACAUUCCUUCGAGGCCCAACAUAGCUGGAAAUCCUGUGUUUUAUGUAAAUGGUAGAGAUGUUCAUGUGUCUAGUUUUGAUGUUUCUGGGUUCUUCCAAGAAGCUGAAUUCUUAAACGUUCCGAGGGCUACGAGGAUUAAAGCUCCCGCGUGGACAGCAACCACCGCACGGAGGAUUGAGUUCUGGACCGACGCGGCGGCGCGUGCGGAUGCGCGGUGGUGGAGUGGGGACUUAGGGACGUGUUUGGAGGAAGUGUUUUGGAGGUUGAGAAAUGGAGGGUGGAAAGAAGAGGAGGUUAGGGAGAUGUUGAUGAUGAUGAACGGUGGUGAUGGUGAUGAUGAGGAGAGGAAAGGUGGGCCUGGUUUGGUGAGAUGUAAAGAGAGUGUGAAGUGGCACGUGCAAGUGCUGUCUAUGAAGUUGUUGAGUGCGGGAUGGAGUAGGGAAGAUGUGGUGUACUCGCUUGAUCUUGUAGAUGAAAGUGGGCUUCUAGAGGAGCAGUCUUUUUUGGAUUUUCAAGUUCAACAAAAACCAAAAAGUUGUUCUAAAGUGAAUGAUGAUCGUCAAAGGCUUAGUAUAAAGCAGUUGAUGCAGUUGCAUUCUCUUGAGUCUUGAGGUUGUGAUUCCAACAAUUUUGGUUAGCCAUUGAUGGUGAAUA